CUACUUCAUUCCAAGAUGGCGAAACGCAAGCGUUUACAUGCUGCUGAGAAAUUACAACAAAAGUCAGCUAAAAUUCCAAAACAGGAGGUUAAGAUAAAACCAGUCAGACACUCUGAUGAUCCCCACCAGAAAAAGCCUAAAUGGAUCAACAAGCAAAGAGUGCUGAUAUUUUCAUCGAGGGGAAUAUCCUUCAGGGAUCGUCACCUAAUGUCAGACCUCAGAACUCUCUUGCCUCAUUCUAAACCUGAUACAAAGAUGGACCGGAAGGACAAAUUGCUUGUAGUUAAUGAGAUCUGUGAGAUGAAGAACUGCAACAAAUGUAUAUUCUUUGAAGCUAAGAAGAAGAAGGAUCUUUACAUGUGGGUGUCCAGUGUUCCCAGAGGACCAUCAGUGAAGUUUCUAAUUGAGAAUGUUCAUACAAUGGAAGAAUUAAAGAUGACAGGCAACUGUUUGAAAGGAUCUAGACCACUGUUGUCUUUUGACAAGAACUUUGACACACAGCCACAUUAUGCAAUCAUAAAGGAAAUCUUCAUUCAGACGUUCAGCACUCCGAAUCACCAUCCGAAGAGUCAGCCGUUUGUGGACCACGUCCUGACCUUCUCAAUACUUGACAACCGAAUAUGGUUCCGCAACUAUCAGAUACUAGAGGAAGAUGGAUCUUUAGCUGAAAUCGGACCCCGGUUUGUUUUAAACCCAAUCAGGAUCUUUGAGGGAAGCUUUGGAGGACCAACUUUGUUUGAAAAUCCCCAGUACAUUUCUCCAAAUCAGUAUCGCAAGCAGCUGAAACUAUCGACGGCCGACAAGUACAAGAACAAGCAGGAUGCGAAGACUGCUCAUCAGUUGAGACAUGCCAAGCAAGGCAACACGUACAAAGUCAAUCCGACCGACGACAUAUUCCAGACGUUGCCACCCGAGGAGGCCGUGGGCGUAGAGAAAAAGAUGUUCUCUCGAAAGCGGUCGUUGAGAAAAAUCGGCACGGUAAAGCGUACACCGUGACCGCGUGCCGGAGAGGGUGCAGGGUGAAUGGCAUUAACCAGGACUGUCUGCAUGGCUGUAACUAGAGCGGCAAGAUGCAAGGUACAUCAAGGCAUCUACUGGGAUCAAGUCCACGUAACUGUAAACAAAAUAUGGAGCGUGGUGCGUGGUCAGUUGCGGGUUACAGCUCUACUGGGAUGUGUGGCAGCAGGUGUAUCAGUAGGAAAACCCAUGACUGUAUCACGUGAGAAUUCUCAUCCUUGUGUCCUAGUAAAGAAGCGAGACCACCGUGCUUUGACAUAAGUAAAAGGAGGGGGAAUCAGUGAUGCCAAAAAUUGUACACAUGUAUGUUAAAAUAAAAUGUGCCAGCAUUGUUCAAACACAAUAUUGGCAAAUUGAAGUCGUGGCAUUUUCUCUGAAUGUAUUUGAACAAACAUGGCCGUUACUGCUGUUGUCACGGUAUAGGUAAUAAUAAGACGCUCAGUAUUCGCGAGUAUGAUCGUUACUAGUAAGUGAUUGCUAAUCAUGAUCUCCGUGAUUACAACGCAUUUCUAGAGAAUAAAAGCACCCAUAUUAUCUAGUAAUAUUUGUGUAAUGCUAUAUCUAUGGCAUGAUCGCAGAGUAAUAUGUUUGUUAUCAAAUAUGCUGACAACUAUACAACUGAACUGUGUAUGUUAUAAAGAGAACCAAGAUAAAAAAUUCUGUUGUAAACAAA
This is a messenger RNA of Priapulus caudatus, 1690 nucleotides long. RefSeq names its product ribosome biogenesis protein BRX1 homolog. Gene Ontology annotation, cellular component: nucleolus. The coding region runs from base 16 to 996 and encodes 326 amino acids. Gene Ontology annotation, molecular function: rRNA binding. Lineage: Eukaryota; Metazoa; Priapulida; Priapulimorpha; Priapulimorphida; Priapulidae. The record is from RefSeq and is a predicted model, not a curated record. Gene Ontology annotation, biological process: rRNA processing; ribosomal large subunit assembly. The transcript is spliced from 10 exons.